AUGGCUACCAGACCAGCGCUCUUCACCCGUGGCCUCUCGGGCCUGUCCCAGAGCACCACCGACCCCAACUCGCCCAGCGUCAGCUCCCCAGCCGACCAGCGUGACGAUGCGAAGCGCAACUUCCUGAAGGCCAUGCGCCCGCUGCCGACACAACACUACUGGAACGUCUACUUUGACAAGCAAAACAAGGACCAGAAGGCAAGCAAUGAUGAGGAGUACAAGGUGCAGCUGGAGCAGCUCGGCUCCCAGAUCGAGUCGGUCCAGGACUUUUGGAAGUACAACAACAACACCCCCGUCGACCAGAUUAAGAUGCGCGAGUCCAUCUACCUCUUCAAGCAGGGCUUCAAGCCCAUCUGGGAGGACCGCCGCAACAUCAACGGUGGUGCCUGGACCUUCCGCGUCCCCAAGAACAUUGGCCCGGACGUCUGGACCCGUGUGCAGCUGCUUGCCAUUGGCGAGAAGCUGCAGAGCGUCCUCGAUGACAACGACCAGAUCUGUGGCGUAGGCCUCUCGGUCCGCUUCAACUCCCACCUCAUCUCCAUCUGGCACCGCGACGGCUCCAAGCAAAAGUCCAUCGACGCCAUCCUCGAGUGCGUCCUAGAGGAGCUGCCCGCUGAGCUCCGCCCCAAGCCCGACAACUACUUCUACAAGCGUCACCAGGAUCACCAGGGCUUCAAGGCGCCCCCCGAGCUCCAGGCCGUCAUUGACUCGCAAAAGGCGGCCGCCGAGAAGGAGAAGGCAGCCGCUGCCGCCGCCGACACGACGGCUUAG
Molecule: messenger RNA, 771 nt
Organism: Colletotrichum aenigma
Lineage: Eukaryota; Fungi; Ascomycota; Sordariomycetes; Glomerellales; Glomerellaceae
Gene: EIF4E3
Product: Eukaryotic translation initiation factor 4E type 3
Exons: 3
Coding region: 1-771 (256 amino acids)
Biological process (GO): translational initiation
Cellular component (GO): eukaryotic translation initiation factor 4F complex
Molecular function (GO): RNA 7-methylguanosine cap binding; translation initiation factor activity
Source: RefSeq, a predicted model, not a curated record